AUGUUAAACAAAAAUCGCGAGGAAAGACACGAACAUCUAUAUCGCGAUUACUUUGCGGAUAAUUAUGUAUACGGGGCGAAUGACUUCAAAAAAAGAUUUUGUUUGAGUAGGGAUGUGUUCUUACGAAUUGUCAACGCCUUGGAAAGCCGGUACGAAUUUUUUCAAUUAAGAUAUGAUGCUAGAGGUAGACAUGGGUUUACAACGUUGCAGAAAUGUGUUGCGGCCAUUCGUUUGAUGGCUAUGGGGGAGUCACCUGACACCAUGGACGACUAUAUGAGAAUGUCCGAAAGAACCGCAAGAGAGAGUUUGUAUACAUUGUCAAGGGGUGUUGUUGAAACUUUUGGAGACGUGUAUUUGCGGAAACCUUCGUUGCAUGAUUUGCAAGAAUUGUAUGCGGCGCAUGAAGAACGUCAUGGGUUUCCCGGAAUGAUUGGAAGCAUUAAUUGCACACACUGGAAAUGGAAAAAAUUGUCCGGUAGCAUGGAAAGGGCAAUACGCAAGUGGAUUGCGGGUUCCAACAACGACGUCAACGUUCUUGAUCAGUCGCCAAUAUUCGACGAUCUUUUGAAUGGAAAAGCCCCGGAUGCUCCUUUCACGGUGAAUGGAAACGAAUACAAAUAUGAGUAUUACCUUAUAGAUGGAAUAUAUCCUCAGUAUUCCACAUUCGUGAAGGCAUUCCGCCACCCGGUUGAAGAACGAGACAAAUUUUUUAAGAGAAGACAAGAAGGAGCACGUAAGGAUGUGGAACGUGCUUUUGGAGUGCUGAAGGCGAAGUGA
Messenger RNA from Lactuca sativa (garden lettuce), 777 nucleotides. RefSeq lists its product as uncharacterized. NCBI's taxonomy places the organism in Eukaryota, Viridiplantae, Streptophyta, Magnoliopsida, Asterales, Asteraceae. The record is from RefSeq and is a predicted model, not a curated record.